AACCAACGAAAGUCAAAAUAUCCUCAAGGGAUUAAGGGUUCACACCUGCCAUCUCUCUCUCUCUCUCUCUCUUAUUUACUUUUAUUUAUUUAUUUUUUAUAUUCAACAAAUAAUAUUGCAUAGUGGUGAAGUGAUGAAAAAGAUGGCUAUCAGUAUCAGGUUCAUAAUCUAUUUCAUCAUCAAUAAUUUCUGCUGCAUUCCUAACGGUGACCUGGUCAGACUAAUACCAAAUACAAAGCCACCAAUUUCUAGUUUUUCUUCCUCUGUUUAUCUUCAAGUCUUCUACCAGGCUACCAUUGGUGUGUUUUUCUCUCUACCCAUUUAUUGAUUCUUUUGUUUGCAUGCGGUUGGAGGGUUUUGCUUGCUCUUUCUUUGUUGGAGAUGAUUCAGAAUUCUGGUGUUUUUUCCCUUCUUGGGAUGCCCAUAUCAAGAGUUUCCACUCUUGGAGCUGUUUUGCUUAUGUGGCUGUGUUGGUCUCCACUCCUCAUUGAAGCACAAGAUGGCAUUACUGAUCCUUUAGAAGUGAGUGCACUGCGUGAUAUCAAGAGCAGUUUGAUUGAUAUCAACAAAAAUUUGAGCAAUUGGAAUCGUGGGGAUCCCUGCACAUCAAAUUGGACUGGAGUUUUGUGCUUCAAUACAACAAUGGAUGAUGGCUAUCUUCAUGUUAGAGAACUGCAACUACUUAAUAUGAAUCUCUCUGGAACUUUAUCACCAUCACUUGGCCGCUUAUCCUAUAUGAAAAUAUUGGAUUUUAUGUGGAACAAUAUAAGUGGGGGGAUACCAAAGGAGAUAGGAGACAUCAAAUCUUUGGAACUCUUGCUUCUGAAUGGAAACCAAUUAACAGGUCCCCUGCCUGAAGAGCUUGGCAAUCUUCCAAACUUGGACAGAAUACAGAUUGAUCAGAACCAUAUAUCAGGAUUCCUCCCUGUGUCAUUUGCAAACUUAAACAAAACAAAACACUUUCACAUGAAUAACAAUUCAAUUAGUGGCCAAAUCCCACCAGAACUGUCGAGAUUACCAAAUCUUGUUCACUUCCUUCUAGAUAACAACAACUUAUCUGGAUAUCUUCCACCAGAGCUUUCUGAAUUGCCGAAGUUAUUAAUACUUCAACUUGAUAACAACAACUUUGACGGGGCAUCAAUUCCAGAUUCAUAUGGCAACAUGACUAAACUAUUGAAAUUGAGUCUCAGAAACUGUAGUUUGCAAGGUCCAAUCCCUGACCUGAGCAGGAUAACAAACCUAGGAUAUCUAGACCUCAGUUCAAACCAGCUAAAUGGAUCCAUACCUACUGAAAGGCUUUCUGAGAAUAUUACAACCAUUGAUUUAUCCAACAACGAUCUUACUGGAAGUAUUCCUGCCAACUUUUCGGGCCUGCCUCAUCUUCAAAGAUUGUCAAUUGCAAACAAUUCAUUGGGUGGCUCCAUUUCAUCUACCCUUUGGCAAGGUCGAACCUUGAAUGCAUCUGAAAGACUUACCUUCGAUUUUGAGAACAAUAGACUAACAAACAUUUCUGGUGAUGGCACUAUUAGUCUCCCUCAGAAUGUUUCACUAUGGCUACAAGGCAACCCUGUAUGCUCAAAUUCCAACCUGGUCCAAUUUUGUGGACCUCAAAAUGAGGAUCUGGACAAGCAAAAUUCUGCAAACACUACUGACAACUGUCCCCUUCAAGCAUGUCCUUUUGUAUAUUCCCCAGUGUCUCCUGUGCGUUGUUUUUGUGCUGCUCCUCUGAUUGUUGAAUAUCGAUUGAAAAGUCCUGGAUUCUCCAACUUUCUAGAAUACAGAGAGAUGUUUGAAGUGUAUUUGACCUCUGGUCUUGAGUUGAAGCUUUAUCAGCUAUACCUUGUGAACUUCCAAUGGGAAGAAGGACCAAGAUUGAAAAUGAACUUACAGCUAUUUCCUGUUUAUGAUGCUAGCAACAAGAGUUCCCAUCUCUUUGAUAGAAGUGAGGUUCUCCGUAUCAGGAGCAAGUUCACUGGCUGGAGAAUUCCUGAUAGUGAUAUAUUUGGACCUUAUGAACUUCUAUCCUUCACUCUUUUGGACCCUUAUAAGGAUGUGAUUCCUUCCUCAUCAUCACCAUCUGGUAUAGGCAAGGGUGCCUUGGCUGGCAUAGUAUUGGGUGCCAUUGCUGGUACAGUUGCAUUAUCUGCAAUUGUUUCACUUCUUAUCAUGAGGAGAUAUAUGAGAAAAUACCGGGCAGUUUCAAAAAGACGUCAUGCAUCUAAAGCCUCUCUAAAAAUUGAUGGCGUGAAGGAUUUUCGUUAUGCUGAAAUGGCCUUGGCUACAAAUAAUUUUAAUAGCUCGACUCAAGUUGGUCAAGGAGGAUAUGGAAAAGUUUAUAAAGGCAUUCUUGCUGAUGGAAUAGUUGUGGCCAUCAAACGUGCUCAGGAGCACUCUUUACAGGGUGAGAAGGAAUUUUUAACCGAAAUAGAGUUGUUGUCAAGGCUACAUCAUAGGAAUCUUGUUUCUUUGGUCGGAUACUGUGAUGAAGAAGGUGAACAGAUGUUGGUUUAUGAGUUUAUGCCAAAUGGAACCCUUAGAGAUAAUCUUUCUGCUAAAUCUAAAGAACCCCUGAGUUUUGCAUUGAGAUUGAGAAUUGCCAUGGGUUCAGCAAAAGGUAUCCUCUACCUACAUAAGGAAGCAGAUCCUCCAAUUUUCCACCGAGAUAUCAAAGCAAGCAACAUAUUACUAGACUCUAAUUAUAAUGCAAAGGUUGCUGAUUUUGGACUUUCAAGACUCGCCCCAGUUCCAGAUAUUGAAGGGGCUGUCCCAGGUCAUGUGUCCACAGUAGUAAAGGGUACCCCUGGUUACCUUGAUCCAGAGUACUUUUUAACACAUAAACUGACAGAUAAAAGUGAUGUUUAUAGCCUUGGUGUUGUAUUUCUGGAGCUUUUGACAGGGAUGCAACCAAUCUCACAUGGAAAAAACAUUGUCCGAGAGGUCAAUGUUUCAUACCAAUCUGGUAUGAUAUUCUCGGUGAUUGAUGGACGUAUGGGUUCUUAUCCUUCUGACUGUGUGGAGAAAUUCUUGAAUUUAGCCAUCAAGUGCUGUCAAGAUGACACAGAUUCAAGACCUUCAAUGGCAGAUGUGGUCCGAGAACUUGAAACUAUAUGGCUAAUGAUGCCAGAGUCUGACAAGAAAACAACAGAUAAAGUGACCAGUGAUCCUGAAAAGUUAGCAAGUUCAUCACCAUCUUCAUCAUCUAUGGUGAAGCACCCUUACGUGUCAUCCGAUGUUUCUGGCAGCGAUCUUGUGAGUGGAGUUAUUCCUAGCAUCACUCCCAGAUGAAUGGUACUGUGGAAGACAUUUGAUAAGAACUGCCGACUCUGAAGCUGCUAUAAUCUUUAGAAUUUGGUCUUAUCAGAUGUUUAGGUGAAAAUUUCUGUAUAUAAAGUCUUGGUAUACUUUGUUUUGUAAAGGUAAUAGGUAGACAGGUAGAGUAAUAGGUAUUGUUCUGGUGUAUUACAUAACUUAUUCUAAAUCAAUUAUUUAUUCCUUGUUAA
Molecule: messenger RNA, 3500 nt
Organism: Manihot esculenta (cassava)
Lineage: Eukaryota; Viridiplantae; Streptophyta; Magnoliopsida; Malpighiales; Euphorbiaceae
Product: probable LRR receptor-like serine/threonine-protein kinase At1g06840
Exons: 21
Coding region: 382-3285 (967 amino acids)
Biological process (GO): protein phosphorylation
Molecular function (GO): protein kinase activity; protein binding; ATP binding
Source: RefSeq, a predicted model, not a curated record